Molecule: messenger RNA, 3885 nt
Organism: Fusarium sp. VM40
Lineage: Eukaryota; Fungi; Ascomycota; Sordariomycetes; Hypocreales; Nectriaceae
Source: the annotation of a GenBank genome assembly
AUGUCGGGGAACGAUCAGUCCCAGCUUCCGCCCGAGGGUCGAAAUGAUGGGACGAAUCCGCAGAACAAUCUCGACCUGGGUCUGAUUGAUCCCGCCUUGCUUGAUCCUGCUCUUAUUGAUCCUGCCUUGAUUGAUCCUGCCUUGAUGGAUCCCAACUUGGGUUUUGGUAUAAACCCUCAGCAGUUGCCACCAUCUCGACCUCUUGCCGUUCCGUCGCAAAUACCAGCUCCUGCUCCUGCUCUUGCCCCCGCCGCUAGACGUCUCCCCGGUUCAUCUUACCCACAUGGAAGCCUUUAUCCAGAUUUUGGUCUCUCAAACUCUGAUGCCUCAACCCCUUCAACACCAGCUUUCACUCCUUCGACAACUGCUACUCCGACUGAUACAGGGUCUGCCAACACUGGCUCGACUAAGGGUACCAAAAGAGGUCGAGCUUCGCCAACCGACGGCAGCGCACCCCCCAAGAGGAUUCGAAGGAACCCCCGAAGAUCAUCGGCUGUAGGAGGAGGUGCAGACAUAAAUGAUGAUGAUGAUGAUGAUGGCCCAGAGGCCACUGCCAAACCCGUCGCCAAAGGGACAAGAGCUGCUGCCAGGAGGAUCCAGGUCAGGAAGCACCGGCCACUACACGCUGGCGAAGCUGAUGAGGUUGCUGAGUCUAUGUUACGUCUUAAACCCAGACCCAAAAAAGGGGCCAAAGCCGCUAAAGACGCAGAAGAGGGUGAAAACGACAACGACAGCUCGGUUUAUGGGCGAGGAAAUGCAGAAAUCGUCACUGCAGGAACAAUUUGCGACUUCUGUGCCAACCAUCCUACCGGCAAGCAGAUGUAUGCUCUGAACCAGAUAUGCGACUGGAAACAGAUUCCCAAUACAGGCGCCGGUGUGUAUAAUCUGGAGUGCGGUAACUGCGCCAACUAUCGAUCUCGUAACCGUCAGCCCAACGAGUUCGCCAACAAGGAUGAUCACUUGUGUCGUGUCCCAGGUCCCGUGACGGCUUUGAUUGACUUCAACCAUAAGAAGUACGGCGAUGCUGAUUCCAGGACCUACGCGCACAGAGCAUGCAAAUUGUGUAAUAGUAAGAAGUUCUACGACACCUGCGAUGUAGACACAACACUUGGUUACUUCUGCACUCGCUGUCGGCGUGACCAAACCUGUACUAUCGGCAAGAUCCCACAGCCCAUGAAGCGCCCCAUCAAACUUACACGGCCGCCGUGGUAUCGACAUGCCUGUGACCGUUGUCUCAUGCGCCACAAGAGGUUCGAGGCCAUGCCGCAAGACGACUGUUGCAGCUGGCUCACUGAUAGGAGCCAGUGGGAGCAGGGCUCGGGGUGCAAUCGAUGUUUCUUGGACGGUGCGAUAUGCCUGGACUCAGAGAUCAUAGUCGCGGAGCCUACUUAUCAACCUGUUCCAUCAACCUGGCGUAUCCGUCCAAGGUUUGAAGUGGAAGAAACAGAGAAGAGGAAGGACAAGAAAGCAAAGUGGCACGAGUAUGUUGAGGUCACAAAGCAAACGAAAUGGCGCAGGAAAUGCCAGUGCUGCGAAUCAGCUGGAAAAACAAUCCCGUGUCUCAUCAUGUGGACACAGCCGUAUCACGCAUGUGAGCGCUGUACGCAAUUCGGUAUCGAGUGCGCAGCUUUUGAUCGCAGCAGCAAGACUUUCAACCGGUAUCCCAUAUAUGACCUGAGCAGGGUGGGUUUCGGUCACUUUACCCCUUAUACCGUUUGCGAUCCCUGCGCAAAAAAAGGACGGAAGUGUGACCGACAGAGACCUUGUGAUUCUUGCACUCAUUCCAAGGAAGACAAAUGCGACGCUAUGCACAAGGACAUCACCCAUGGCUGUGUUGCUCGCAACAGAUCGGCCGCCAAUGACAAUCUCAACAAUCCCCAAAACCCUGGUCCUUUAUACUAUCUGGCACUGGGUUACGGCCCAGGAGGCGUCGACAGUAUCAAGGAUGGACGAAGCCCUGAACACUGGAUUGGUCCUGUUGCUCCUGUAUACGGUAUCGUGGAGCAAAAUCAAAGUAACCAACACUAUCGAGCCAUUGUGGAACUACAUCGAGAACACCGUCCACCACAGGGCGUAAUGCCGCCGAACGGGACUGAUCUCGGUGCCCUUGCCAACACGAAACCCAGAGAAUUGACAACUGACCAGUUGGGGGAUAUGAUCACUCGGCUCUGGGAAAACCAUAAGGUUCCGGUCAGUGAUAUGGCUGCGUAUCGGAAGAUCUGGGACCAACUGCGUGACGCCCAGACGGACAAGAUGAAAGAAGCUGGAGUUGACACCUUGCCGCACAUGAAUCAUUGGGCAAGGGGCUUUCAAGGAAAUCCCGUGCUCAUUGACGUGGAGUAUAUGCACCUUGGUCUGUCUGCAGGCGCUCCAAAUGCAAUUGGUCAACUCCAAGACGUUGACUUACAGCCUCUUGACCAGCAACCUAACUUCGACUACCAAUUCCAGUAUCAGCCCUUUGGGGAUGAAGACUUAUAUAGCGCUAAUGACCUGAUUAUCCAUAUGCCUGGCGAACAGUCCGGCAACAAUGCACCGCAGCAACAAGGAAACGUCAACCAGCAGGCCAACAAUCUCAUGGGUGCGGCAGAUUUCAUCCAAGCGAGUGAGCAGGAGGCCCCGGCCCCAGACGUUGAUAUCACCCAAUUGGGCCAAGACGAAGUGAGAGCACUUUUCGGCAUUGAUGAAGUAUCUCAUGAACGAUCCCUCGCAACUCAAAAGCAGCGCUGGCCUCUGCCUGCAACCUCUGGUAUCGACAAGCCAGACCGCGAAGGAACAGCCUUUUGGAACAGAGUCCCCGUGGAUCCCAACGCCAAGAAGGCCUUCAACCCAUUCCUCGGCUUCGUCCUGGACCAGAAUCAGAAGCCGCGCUUCAAGGUAAAUUCAAGGAGCUCGCGCUGGAAGACGUUCAAUCCCCUCGAAGAUCUCAAUAUGGAUGAGUGGCAGCGUUCAACAAACAACCCGGCUCAAGAACUUUCUCAGCCGCAUCUAUUCUCUGUCAUCAACGGCCAAGCCAACCAGCCUGUGCCAUGGCGUGAUGUCUUGGGUGAUGUGCCCUACAAACAUAGGGGUGAGAGAACAGAGCAUUGUUGUGCUGAGCCAGGUGAGGGUGGAAUCGGGUAUUGUGGCUCCUGGAACAUCAAUGAGCAGGAUCAAGCCACUUGCCAGAGUCUUGCCCAUCGCAAUACAGUGCCUGGCUACCUUCCCAUUUGCAACGAUUGUACCCAGGGUAACGUCAGAGACCUCUUCCGUCAUGAGUACAAUCCUAUCACCGAGAGCGAAAUCCUCAGCAUGCGCGCUUAUCUCUGCAACGACUGUGCUGGCCACAUGAGUAAUAGCGCUCAGAAUGCAGGUCAGUACAGGGUCAUCGGUGCUCGUCGAAUAUACGGUGUAGUGGCAGACAAGGAGCGUCCCCAGACCACAUACAAGCUUGAGAAUGACCCAUUGAGUGUCGUCGAGUUCCAAAACGACACAGAGGCCCUUACAGGCUGUUCAUGCGCCAACAGAAUGCUUGGAACGUCACUCUGCCGCUUCCACAGACUCUACUAUGCGGAGGAAGCACUAAAGAACUCGGCCAUGAUUCAAGAAUGGCGGCUUUCGCACUUCAAGAAGGCAGUGUGUCCCAGCUGUCUUGCCCAAAAGCCUCUCGAGCAAGUCAAUCUAUCGGCAGACUUUGGCGGCUUUUUGUCAGACGCCCCCACAGCAUGGGCAUGCGUGAACUGUAACGACUGGGUAGCGAACGAGAAGAACGGCGAGGGUAAUCAACCAGGAGUUAUUGAUAAGGCGUUGUGGAAUUUGAACAUUGGGCGUGAGCUUCUCGGCCCGCGUCAAGGAAUGGUGCCAGGCAGGAUUUAUGCGGCGGAGGAUGUCGAGAUGAUGGAUGGCUGA